Molecule: messenger RNA, 405 nt
Organism: Arachis duranensis
Lineage: Eukaryota; Viridiplantae; Streptophyta; Magnoliopsida; Fabales; Fabaceae
Exons: 1
Coding region: 1-405 (134 amino acids)
Source: RefSeq, a predicted model, not a curated record
AUGGGAUUCGGCCAGAAGUGGAGAGCAUGGGUUAGGGAGUGUGUGACCACUGCUUCUAUGUCGGUUCUGAUAAACGGUUCGCCUUCUAAGUCGUUCAAGAUGGAACGAGGCUUGAGACAAGGUGACCCCCUUUCACCCUUCUUGUUUGUUCUAGUUGUGGAUGUACUGCAUCGAAUGAUUGAAGAGGUAGUUAGGAACGGACGGAUAUCACCACUGUUGCUUGGCAAAGACAGUAUAGUAUUGUCACACCUUCAAUUUGCAGAUGAUACUAUUCUUUUCUGUCCACUAGAAGAGGAGACUAUCAAGAAUUACAGGAGGCUACUGAGGUGCUUUGAGUUGAUGUCAGGGCUUAGUAUCAAUUUUGAUAAGUCCAGCCUGAUUCCAAUCAAUUGUGAUGAGCAGUAG